CAGAAGCCGCAUUUGGGCUGUGAGUGAGUGUGAGAGAGAGAGGAAUCGCGCCAUCACUGCUGCUGCUGCUGCAGGAGGGAGGUAAACCGCAGCCGGCGGGAAGGGAGGAAAAAUCGUCGGAUGCAAACAGGAAAAAAUAAUAAUAAAGUAACCGCUCCGACAUUGAGCCACAUCGAUUUAACGAGCAGCUUUAGUUUGCAAAUCCGCCUUUUUUUCCCGAUAGAGGCGCAAGCUCUUUUUUUUUUGCGCAUUAAGUGACAACAGGUUGAUUCGUGUGCAACAAGCCUUUUCGGACAUUAUUUAUUUGGGAAUACACUUCAUCGAAUCAAAAUGAGCACCAGCGUGUCACAGCACAUGGCGAUGCACAGUCCCCUGGGGAGACCUGCUGGUGUGGGGGUCCUGUGCCAAAAAUGUGGAAAACCCUGCAAAGGUGAAGCCCUACGAGUGCAACGCCAGUUCUUUCACAUCAAUUGCUUUACCUGCAAAGAAUGUGGAUGUGAUUUAGCUGAGGGUGGAUUUUUUGUCAGGCAAGGAGAGUACAUCUGCACUUCUGACUAUCAGAAACUGUAUGGAACACGGUGCUUCAGUUGCAGUGAAUUUAUAGAGGGCGAAGUGGUUUCUGCUCUGGGGAAAACAUAUCAUCCAAAUUGCUUCGUCUGUGCUGUCUGCAGACAGCCUUUUCCUCCUGGAGACCGUGUGACUUUUAAUGGAAAGGAAUGCAUCUGCCAAAAGUGUUCUCAGUUUCCGGCCACCAAUUCAAAACAUGUGCCGGCUCAAGCUCCGAUAAACUGUGAAGGCUGUGGCUUGGAAAUUAAAAAUGGCCAAUCCUUGGUAGCUCUGGACAAGCAGUGGCAUCUGGGAUGCUUUAAGUGUCUUACGUGUGGGAAAGCUCUGUCUGCUGAGUAUAUCUGCAAAGAUGGGAAUCCUUACUGUGAGGCUGAUUAUCAUUCCCAGUUUGGAAUCAAAUGUGAACGCUGCACAAAAUUUAUUACUGGCAGAGUAUUGGAGGCGGGAGAAAAACAUUAUCAUCCAGACUGUGCAAGAUGUGUCAGGUGCGAGGAGAUGUUUGCAGAAGGUGAAGAAAUGUAUCUGCAAGGUACUUUAAUCUGGCAUCCAGUCUGUAAGCAAGCUGCCAGGGCAGAAGAAAAACAAAAGGUUACUCGUACAUCUUCUGAGAGCAUCACAUCUGUUCCAGCCUCAAGUACUUCAGGAUCCCCAAGCCGUAUAAUAUUUGCCAAGCUAGAUGAUGAGAUUCUUGACUACAGGGAUUUGGCUGCUCUUCCCAAAGUCAAGGCCAUUUACAACAUUGAUCGUCCUGACAUGAUCUCCUAUGCGCCGUACAUCAAUUACUCUUCCAUUGACAGGCAUAGAAUGGGGGAGCCUCCUCGACUGCAUUAUUCAACACAACCUGAGGACGAACAGGAAGGACCGCGGCAACGUAGAGCUUCCAGUCCUGGAUCCUUUGCGUCUCUUGGCUAUGGACGCUACACACCAACAUGGUCUCGUUCACCACAACAUUUCCACAGACCAGUGCUCACCUCUGGUGGUAUUCAUUCCCUGCAUACUGGUAGUUACAGCUCCUUGUCUACACACUCCAGCCUUCCGUCCUCCCUCACACCUAACUAUGUUCCAUAUUUUAAAGGCAGUGAAAGUCGCUGGAGCACUCCCAGCUUAUCCAUGAACCUAGACAGCAAAUCUUAUGUCCAGGCUCCCAGACAUUUCCAUGUUCCAGAAACCGAGGGGAAAGCAGAUAACAUCUACAGAAAGCCUCCUGUCUACAGACAACAUGUAGGUGAAUGGCAAAGCAGAGGAUUUUGGAUUGAAGACAGCGAUGAAGGUGGCGGACCGGUUUACUGGGAUCAAGAUGACAAAAAAGUGAAGCCGAGUUCAUUGAAGGGCCAGGUGGAGAUUGCAGAUAACUCUCAAGACCUGGACCCUAAAUCAUCAUCUCGAAGCCCUGCUGCUGAUAGAGAACCACUACAAAGAUCCAACAGCGAAUCACUCUUUCAAACAAGUAAGUGUGUUUUUUCCGAGAUCUUAGAUUUCCUCCCACACUCCAAUGACCUACAUGUGUGUAGGUUAAUUGGCAUGAUAAAUGUAAAAAUUGUCCCUAGUGUGUGUAGGAUAGUGUUAAUAUGCGUGGAUCGCUGGUCAGCGCGAACCCGGUGGGCCGAAGGGUCUGUUUCAGUGCUGUAUCUCUAA
Messenger RNA from Leucoraja erinaceus (little skate), 2202 nucleotides. Its product is annotated as actin-binding LIM protein 2-like. The record is from RefSeq and is a predicted model, not a curated record. NCBI's taxonomy places the organism in Eukaryota, Metazoa, Chordata, Chondrichthyes, Rajiformes, Rajidae. Gene Ontology annotation, molecular function: actin filament binding. The transcript is spliced from 17 exons. Gene Ontology annotation, biological process: lamellipodium assembly. The coding region runs from base 331 to 2202 and encodes 623 amino acids. Gene Ontology annotation, cellular component: actin cytoskeleton.